Paramuricea clavata is the source of this 9586-nucleotide messenger RNA. The record is from the annotation of a GenBank genome assembly. NCBI's taxonomy places the organism in Eukaryota, Metazoa, Cnidaria, Anthozoa, Malacalcyonacea, Plexauridae.
AGGCUUACUUUGACAUCACAAUAGGAGAUGAAAAACAGGGUCGGAUUGUUAUUGGUUUGUUUGGCGAAGUAGUGCCAAAAACUGUGAGAAAUUUCGUUGCCCUAGCAACGCACGAGGUAAGCACACACGAGAACGAGAUCGAAAGCCGGUCAGUGGCAGCCUAGUCCCUAGGCCUCUUAGUACGCCUAUUUCGCGUAAGCGUGCACAGAGGACUAGGGCUAGUCUGGGUCAGUGGAUGGCAAAAUACCGACUGGUUCCAAGGGGUAAUAUAUAUUCGGAAGUCUGCCGCAGGGGGAGUGGUCUAAUCAAAUAAUCGUCGAAUACACAGAAUAACUAUGCAUGGGGUCCGGCCGGAAAAUGUUUCUAUUUUUAUGGCCUGCGGAAUGCUAUUUCAUCUAUAACUAACAGACAACGGCAAAAUCUCAUCUAUUUGUCUUAUAUAAUAAAAAGAAAACCCCCAAAUUAAACAAAUAAAUAGCUUACUUUUUGUCCACCCAAACAUUUGAAAAUUUGAAAAAGUCGAAAUUUUACAAAUAUCACGCGUACGGCGUACAUAAUCUAUACAAAUAAGGGAAUGCUAUUGGAUAAGGUUUUGUGCGACGUAAUUCCGUGUGUCUGUCCCAUAGAAAUAAUAGACAUUCUAAUAUUUCUAUUGUCUAAUAUUUCUAUGGUCUAAUAUUUCUAUGGUCUGUCCUCUAAUAAAUCAUGGAUCUCGAUCAAUGUAUUAUUGAAUUCUUAACGUUAUUAUAUAAUUGCUAUAUUACGCUAUGUUCCAGACGAAGGGCCUUCGCUCGAAACGUUCAAUCAAUUCAUCUGCACUUCUGUGGAUUAAUUUUAUUUUUCUAAUAUGUAGAAGGGAUAUGGUUACAGAGGAAGUAAGUUUCACAGAGUUAUCAAGGAUUUCAUGAUACAAGGUCAGUUUAUGCACCACAGCAGACAAGUCAUUCAGGGAAUCAAACAGGAAAUAAUGUUUACUGAUAGAAUUCCGUAUAAUUAUGUAAAUAUUAUAUAAUAUAUGUUAUGUACAAUUUAAAACAUGAGCAGCAGUGUUUUAUCAGAUAUAAAGAUUCCAGGUGAAGCCGAGUAUUUUUAGGUCUGAUUAAAAACGCACUGCGAAUGUUUUAAAUUGCUUCAAUCGACUAGUAAGUUCAUUGACAUUGGCGAAGUAAUUUUCAAAAAAUACGUUGUGUAAGUCGAGAAAAUCAAAGUUAAAGUUUAUGUAAAUCAAGGGAAAUCACAUAUAGAGAUACGACAUUCUUAUGAUUUUUCUUCGUGUUUUCCUCAUGAAUUAUUAAUGAGUUUUUGAAGAUAUAUAUGUUUAGGUUAUUUAGAGACUGCUUCUAUCUAUCUGUAGGCGGUGACUUCACACAUGGAAAUGGCCGAGGGGGUAUGUACAUGAUGACAUAAACUGAAUUAAGUUAUAAUUGGAUAUUAAAGGCACAGUUAAGCCUUUUGAAUGAUGGUUUUUAAGGCGCAAGAGAAGAUAAGAGGAAGGAAUGCGAAAGAAAGAGCAGAGGGAAAAGGGAGGCACUCCUUCUGUCGACCUUUCCCCCAGCCUCCCAGCUUCUCUCGCCCUGACCCUCCCCCACAGGCGCCUUUACGCAGGCCACAACCACGCAUGGGUACGCUUUUAAUCUUUUUUGGGGGGCGUGUUGUUAGAAAAUAAUCAGCUCUACUAAAACCACUUACAGGUAAUGCAUGCGUCGCUUGCGGAAGGUAGACAGCCGUCUUGGCUAGCGGUUAGCGCGCAAACCUUUAAGUUUGUUACUGUAAGUUGAGGAUGGGGUAUUACUUAGUGUGGAUGACCACUCUUCACUGAUGUGCUUGAAAAUCUCAUGAAAAUAAAAUUGUGGUUUGUUCUCUCCUGCUUUGAGUCUCCGGUUCCUCCUGGGUAGAGUGAUGGUCGCCAUGCAGAGACGCCUAUAUACAGCUAAUUCAAAAAAGGUUGUCCUUCGAAAAUCUUAAACCUUAAACUCUAAGCGCGUUAAAGAGUGAUGGGUAACUUCUUUUUAGGGCUUUUGAUUGGACAAAUAAUCUUAGUACACUGCUAGUUGUAAAUCUUUAAAAGUGCUUAUUAUCUGUCUUGCCAUAGAUACAAUGCAAAAUUCGCACGUUUUAGGCCUUAAGGUAAUUCCGCAGUUUUGCAUUGCGCACUUUUACUGCGCACAUCUUAUAACUUAUAAUUUCAUCCAUUAUACGUACCGUUUAAAAAAAAAAAUUAUGACAAUUUUAUGUUACUUCAAAACAUCUUUGGUUACAUUCGUGCAAAGAAUUACGUUAAAAUCAAUGUUUUCAAAAAAGGCAUACAAAAGUGUAGCUAGGGUUCCUGUGUCUUUAGUAUAUUUAUUUACUUGUAUUUCACGUUUUAAUGCCACAAUUCCCUAAAAAGAUCGGUGACCCCCGGUUUUUAACUGAUAAUUUAUUUCUUUAAUGCAUUUUACAUUUCAUAUCCGCAAUUAAAAAGAAAAAUCAUUUCUGGAUCUUGAAAAAAAAUUCUUUAUCAAUGCAUGUUCUCAAAGAAAGAUAUAUAAAGAAAUGUGGAAAAGAGAUUUGUGGAUCAGAAUUGUAAACGUUAGUAGUUUCAUUUUGCUCAAAACACAAUAUUUUUUCAAAAAUAAUUACAAGAUAGGUUUACCAAAGCAAAAUCCGCGCAAAAAACGUCAAUAAAUAUCGGGCUGUUGUGAUUUUGCUGUUACUCGUAAUGAGCGUCAAGAUGGCGUCAUAUUGGGGGUAAAGGUGGUAUAUUGUGAUUGUCAUAUCUUCUUAACGAGUUCGAUGACCCCGACUUUUUUGUGUGAUUUUACUUUAAGUAUAUCAUAAACUCCAUGGGAAGUUUCAGCACAUUCUCAUUUCGGGAACAAUUACUGCGGAAUUACCUUAAGUAAGAAGUUACCCAUCAUACCUUACGCGCUUACAGUUUAAAGUUUGAGAUUUUUGACGGACAACAUUUUUUGAAACAGCUGUAUAUACAUAGCGAGUCUUCGCAAUUCACUUCUCGGUUUCAAGGAAAAUGAGUACCCCCCCCCCCCCUACUGUUACUUUUGUUUUUCGCACGUAAAUUAACACGAGGUGAAAAUCAGUCCUACUGGUGGUACCCUGCCACAAAGUAGAAUUAACACCACCUACAUACACACCGAGUUUCCUUCCUACUGAUAGGUAAAAGUAUUUAUGGUGAAAGAUUUGACGACGAGAACUUCAGACUGAAUCAUUAUGGUGCUGGUUGGAUCAAUAUGGCGAACGCUGGGAAAGAUACAAAUGGCUCUCAGUUUGCAAUAUUCACUGUACUUACACCCUGGUUGAAUGGACAGCACGUGAUCUUUGGUAUAAUACUCGAGGGAAUGGUAAGUUCUUAUAUUUUGGGUAAAUAUUGAACUAAAUAUUGAAGGGUUUUUUGUAGGUGGAAAUUUCGAGUAUAAAUUUUAUACACUUUGUGUUUUUGUGGUUGCAUUUUAAAAAUAUGCGAAAGAAUGGGUGAUUCCAGCUAUAGACUAAAUUUUGAUCAAAGCAAGAAGAACGAAAUCCAACACCACAGCUAGAAAGAGCAUCUUAGAAUGAGUAAAACUGCAAAUAUUGGUUGCUAAAUGUUGUAAAAUGAAGAAAAUAUAGCCCUGCGAAGUUCGCAAAUUUUGUAUAGAUUUGUAUUACACGCGGUAAAAAUAACCACUUUCGGCCCAAAAAUGGUUAUUUUUCCCGCACGUAAUGCAAAUAUAUCCGAAAUUUGCGAACUUCGCAGUGCUAUAUUGUCCUCAUUUUACAACAAUUCGCAACCAAACUUUGCAAUUUUAAUCAAUUUCGGACGCUCUUUCCAGCUAUGAUAAUUCGUUCUUCUUCUCCAGAUCAAAACUUCGUCUACAGCUGGAAUCAUCGAUUAAAACUAAAUGAUUAAACGAAAAGCUGCGGAUUGAUACUGUAAACGAAACGUCGAAGUAGUUAACUGCUAACAUGCACAGCUCAACGUUAGCGAACGAAUAUUCAGUUAUGUUAAUAAUGUACAUUUCCUGUGGGAGUUUACCCCGAUAUUUAUGCAAAUAUACGUGCUUUUCAAAUCAUUUCAACCGUAGCCAUGGUAGACGGUUUACAUGUGAUUGCAACCGCUCUGCAGUGUUUAGCAAUUUUGGUUAACAUUUUAUUCUCCGUGCAUGCAUAUACCUGUGCUGAGUGGAAGAAUUGAAUUGUUAGAAGAAGAAAGAUACCUCCGGUUAAAUAACAAAAUAAAUCAUGCACUGUUAACCGCUAUAGUCUAUUAUUUGAAGGUUUCUGCAAAUUAUUAUUCCUGACAACAGUAUGCCCCCAAGCAAACAUCCCAAGGGCACGUAUGGAGGGAGUAUUGUUUCCAAGAGAAUUGUCUAGAAGUACACUUUUGCAUUCAGUUCCUGUGGUAAAAAGACAGCACUUUCUUUGCGACAGUAACUCCUAGUUGUAUUUCAAAUUAUAUUAGCAUUGAUAAUUUGAUAUUUUAGACACUGUAUGUAGCCUGCAUAGUGUAUUUCUCUUGAGCACGUGUACUCAAAGAGUAUACCAAUGCUAAGGCUAAACUGACCUGCUGACCUUUAGAAGUGAUUGUGAAACAUCCUCAAAAUGAAUACAACAUUUAUCAAUUUCAAAUGCUUGAGUGACGUCACCAGCUUCAUGUUUCAGCCGCCAUAUUGUUUUUAUCCACGCGUGGCGGCUAUGUUGCCAUGGUCGAUAUUAUCAAAGUUUCAAGUCUAUUUUCUACCUAUUGUGUACACUAGUGAACGGGGGCUUUGUAUUUCCUGAACAAGGAGACAAUUUUUUAGCCUUGCGACAUGUGCAACGAACUUGAAAAAAUGUUAUGCGACAAAUGUUCCAAAAAUGACGUCACACUUAUCCCCCUAAAAAUGCUAACGUCAUAUGGCGGGAAAAUUACGCUGGAUCCUCAAAAUGCUGACGUCAUAUGGCGGGAAAAUUCCGCCAAAUGGGGGGGGAGGGGGGUUCAUCUACUUUAAUAGAGUCUAGAGAUUGCCUAACGUACUUACGUCCAUCGGUGCAUGUUAACUAUGUAGCCUAUUAUUCCUCGUAAGAACAUGCGCCCAAUGGCAAUGCUCAGGCUUAGCUAAUUAUGCGCCAUGUACUUUAGAUUUGUAUAAACAAAUUAGGGACGGACCAUUAGAAAAGUGAUGUGGUCGGGGGGGUGGGGGCAAAGCCAAAAAAAGAAAUUUAUUCCCAGAAAAAAUUUUUAAAAAAUCUUCCCAGGCAUAGUGCAAAAAAAAGAUCCCCUAUAGCUUGGAAGAUAGGCCUGUAAAUUUCACUUAAAAAAUAUUUCCAGCCGUCAAGUGAGAAAAAAAAUCACUUCUAUAGGUGUACAGAAAAAAUAUAUUCCCUCUUAGAAAAUCUCCAUCACCACCAUUUUCCGUAUUUUACAACAUUUCGCAACCAAACUUUGCAAUUUUACUAAUUUUAGGAUGCUUUUUUAAGCUAUAAUGAUAGAUUUCGUCUUUCUUGUCUAGAUAAAAAAUUAGUCGAUAGCUGGAAUUGUCCAUUAGUUAGUGCGGAUGGCAUAAACAGUACACGAUUAGAAUAUACUAGUUUUAAUUAAUCACUAAACGAAAAUUCGUAAUGUGCUGUCUCGACCAAACAGCAAGCCUGUUUUUAAGACUUUUAAGAGUUUCAACGCAUAAGUACGUUUGUUUUGGAACGGUAUGUGAUUAUCAUAUACGUCUGGCCGACGGAAAUUCAUAAUUUCUCGUCUCGAACAAUGAGCAAGCGAGCUUAUUGGGAGUUUAUUUGUACGCUUUCGUUGAGCAUGUUAACAUGUUUUCCUUGUAUUUUCAGGUAGUUGAAUCCCUCUCAAUCCGCACCUUUCUGCUACCACCCAUGUUGGUACCAGACCGUCCGGGUAUAAUUUAAACAUGCUGUGCGAUUUCGUUGCGCUCUUGCUUCUUAAACGUCCUCUCUAUGCAGGCCAGUGUUCAACUUGAUAUGACAUGAGGGAUGGAGGUUCUGACUUUUCACUGGCCAUGAUGGGUAUAUCAUACGGCCAGCAGUGAGUUUGGGAAACAACACCUUCAGUUUGUCAGCAACCUCACACCCGGAGCUUCUGCGCUUGUGGCCCUACAAGCGGCCACAAGCGUAGAAGCCCUGGGUUCGAGGUUGGUUUGUCAGAUAAAAUAGGAAUGUCAGAAUCUCAAGGAGGUCUCCGAAACACCAAAAUAUUAGAGGCAGGUGGGAUUUAAUACAGACGUCAAGAUUGACGUGUACGGCAUCCUGCAAACCGCAAACGGCAAACUAUAUAAAUCGUGUUUCCAGUUCAGCUAUAUGAAAGUUAGGGUCAUCAGUACAUUAAAAUUGAAGUACAGUAAAACCCCGCAUAUAAGAACGUAGAAUUUAAUUAAUUAAGAAAAUAUUUUAUUUACACCCCUUUUUAACAAAACCUGUUCAGGCUAGAAUCUCAAAACAGAUUCUUAUAUUAUCAAAUAGAGUCAAACUUAGGUCAUAAGUUAGAAUCAGUGUAGCUUUAAAGUGCAUGUAUAGAGUUGAUAUAGUGAAUAUACUGACGUCAUUUUUUUAUAUAAAUCACAUACUAUACCUCCCCUAAAAUAAGUCGCUUUUCUCUAAAGAAAAUAAGAACCCAUUUAAGAACCUGUUAGCCUAAUUUCCUGGUAAGCACAAUUUACAUAAGAACCUGUUUAGGUUAACUUGGAAAUCUAGGUUCUUAUAUGCGGGCUUUUACUGCGAGUUACCUACAAUCAGUGACAAAAGGUUUUUGGACAGUGAUAUAAUAUAUACAUAUCUCCGCAUUUCCAAAUACUGUUCAGCAUAAAGCCACUAUCCCUCCCUCCCCCACCCUAAACAAUGUUAGGUGGCUGGCAAGGAACAUUUUGCGCAGGUAUUUCCACACACAACAUUGAACGGGGGGUGCGGGGGGGGGGCGAUUAUGUUGUAAAUGUACGCUCUUUUGCUAUUUUGUCCAAAGUGUUUUGUCACUGAUUGUAGUUAACUUUCGAACAGUUGUAGAACUUACAUUCGAAUGCGAUUUGAGGUUUCCCCUUUGCGGUUAUAUAUCUGCAGGGUGCCGUAUUAAAACGUCAAUCUUACGGUCUCCUCCAAUAAGAACAUUUGCACUUAAAACCUAAGAUGUGCGUGUGCCCCCAUCCACACAGCCUGGUAAAUCUAUUCCUGUCUGGAUGAUCUGACAACUGAAUCUGAGCCAGUGUAAUAUUAAUCCUCAUUUUAGAAUAUUAUUAAGAAGAUUGAAAAUAUCGAUGUGGAUGGUUCGCGACCAAAAAGAGAUUGCGUGAUAGCAGAUAGUGGCGUGCUUCCACUUGAGAAACCUUUCUACGUUGAAAAGACACCAGUACAAUGAACUGUUCUAGAUUUGAGUAGCUAAUACUCAGUGAGCUCCAUAUAUAUCUGGAGCGAGAACUCGAGUCCAGAAAGUGAAGCCGAAGAUGCAUGAUGGAUCCGAAACUGAAGGGAAUGGACGUCCAGUGCCAGUCCCUUUCUAUUGUUUUCGUCUGCGCGGUCGGGCAUGGAGCUGAUAAGGUGUGUGCGAAAUUUCGCAUUUUGACUUCGAUUUAAAGACUAAUGUUAUGAUUUUAUGAACUGAAAACGUGAUUAGUGUUACGGUCCCUUAGGAAAAACUGGAAUUAGCUGGGGAAAAUGGUAUUAAAACUGUAUACGACCUUCAUAGCUAUUGGACGCAUUGAUUGGAUGUCACCCUCCGCCAUCUUGGCUUCACCUUUCUCAUAUGCCGAAUGACUGAAGUUCUUGCUCCAGAUAUCUAUAUAGAGCUCACUGCUAAUAGACCCUUUGCACUGACGUCACAAAUACUUAGAGUGUCCUCCAGAUGCUCCCUAACAAUAUCUGUUCGGGUACAACAACCACAUACAGCGCAAAAACUAACCAUUUUGAUACAGAAUUAUUAUAAAGUUUUACAAAAUUUUCUUUGUUUACAAAAGUUAUAUUGUGCAUAGAUUGCUAAUUUGUCCUCCAGAUGCAUCGUUACUGGCGCUGUGACGUCAUGUGCAAUGGGUCGAUACUUUGGUAUCAGUGCAAGCAUGUUAUUUUAAUGGCCAGUUUGGUCUAUCGAUAUUUCCUUACAGACAAAUGUGCAAUGUGACACAAGGCAGGUUAUAAAGAUACCCAAGUUCCGAUUUAUUGUUUAGCAUUCUCUUGUCGAUGUGUCUAUGUUUAGUCGUAUUAGCGUGUAGUCUAUGUCAUGUACGUGUCAUCAUACAUGUAGACAUCAAUGCAAAUAACGAAAUGACGCUACCCAUACCCGUAAAUAGGAACCGCUGCAAUCUUAAACUCUCAUUAAUGGACAUUAACCAAUCGGAUACGUUUGAUACAUCCGAUUAACCAAUCAGAUCGCGUACUUAGCCUGUGCAAGGUAGACGUUAGUGGUAGACUAAUUAGAGAGGUUCAGAUUUGACUUCCGCUGUCACUACCUUUCACUGGCUUAAUACGUAUCUCAUUGGUUAAUGGAAUAUAUCAAACGCAUCUGAUUGGUUAAUGGACCAUUAGCGGUAGUGGAAAUCAAAUCUGAACCUCGCUAUUAUCUCGGUAGACAAAUGAUCUAGUCAGUGAGUGUUGCAAAAAUAUACCUGUAACAUUUAGUCAGGGAGUGUUGCAAAAAUAUACCUAUUACAUCUAGUCAGGGAGUGUUCCAAAAAUAUACCUAUUACAUCUAGUCUGUGAGUGUUGCAAAAAUGUACCUGUAACAUUUAGUCAGGGAGUGUUAGAGAUAGAGAAUAAUACAUGGGUGCGCGGAAAUACCAGAUUUAUUUCGAGUGUUGAACAUGAUAUCUCACGAGUGAGCGCGGCGAAUGGGUGAGAUAUCAUGUACCCUGCUGGCAGUGGUUUCUCGGAAGAUAUCAUGUUCAACACGAGAAAUAAAUCUGGUAUUUCCAAGCACCCAUGUAUUUUUCUGUUUAUUAUAUAAAUAAAAUUCAGUGAAAAACAAUAAAACGUCCAUUUUACAACAAAUGAUAUUUUCACACGUAAAAAUAUCGUAUUUUUUACGUGUGUUUAAAUACGAUUUUUCUCAGUGGCCAAAAACUCUAUAUAACACUUAUGUAAUGUUUAAUAAACGAGUAGGAGUGUUUUAUCACAAUAUAAAACACGACGCGUAGCGGAGUGUUUUAUAUGUGAUAAAACACGAACUACGAGUUUAUUAAACAGCUUCAAAAACGUCUCAGUUAGAUCACUGCAUUGGCGAAAUAAUUUUCCAAAAUAACUUUGUAUUAGCUGAGAAAAUCAAAGUUAAAGUUUAUGUAACUGAAGGGAAAUCUUUAUUAACAUAUAAAGAUACGACACGCUUAUGAUUUUUCUUUGUGUUUUCCUCAUGAAUUAUUAAUGAGUUUUUGAAGUUUAUAUAAUAAAUAUAUCUAUUACAUCUAGUCAGUGAGUGUUGCAAAAAUAUACCUGUUACAUUUAGGCAGGGAGUGUUGCAAAAGUAUACCUGUUACAUUUAGUCAGGGAGUGUUGCAAAAAUAUACCUAUUACAUCUAGUCAGGGAGUGUUGCGAAAAUAUACCUGUUACAUUUAGUCUGGGAGUGUUGCAAAAAUAUACAAGUUACAUUUAGUCGGGGAGUGUUGCAAAAAUAUACCUGUUACAUUCAGUCAG